Anopheles bellator is the source of this 911-nucleotide messenger RNA. RefSeq lists its product as uncharacterized. Bases 79 to 480 code for a protein of 133 amino acids. NCBI's taxonomy places the organism in Eukaryota, Metazoa, Arthropoda, Insecta, Diptera, Culicidae. The record is from RefSeq and is a predicted model, not a curated record. The transcript has 3 exons.
CAAUCGCGUUGCUCACACGUUCAUUAGUGUACAGUGUUUAGUUUUGUUUAGUUUAGUAGUGUUCAGUUGCCGUUGUGAAUGCAAAUGGUUUUGUAUGGAAGUAUGGACAGCUUCCAAAGAACCAAUGGGGAACAACCAACGAAGAGUGGUGCCAAGCGAAAAUUGUGUUCAACCGACGCGAUCGUUUCUAAAAGACCUCUACCGACGGUUGAUGCUUUUACACAAACAGUGGAACGGGAUGGUUGGGCCGUCGUGGAAUAUCUCAGACACUGUUUCGAAGAGAUUGAACAACGCAAAGCACAAGGUUCUGCAGAAACAAGUAAGGAAGUGGAACCAGCGACCCGGUGUAUUAGCGCAACAAUGUGCACACCAUCUACGGAAAGAGUAGCUGAAGCAUCUACACAAACUGAAGAAUUGGAAGACACGAAAAUUGUAGAGUAUAUUAUUCAGAUUAGAAAAAGUUACAGUGAACGUAAUUAAUGAAAAAAAGCUUGCCAACCUCAAAGCUCAAUGUUAGGUUAUGGUUUAUGUUGGGCUGAUUUUGUGCAUAUGAAUAAAGCCGCCGGGUGUAAUUAAGAUAAUUAAAGUUCUUUCAUAUUCCUCUAUCUUAGUUUUGUCACUUAGUUUGGAUUUGAGGUUUAUCUGCAAUAUUACAAGCAAGCGCACGGUAUAAUUCUUUUUGUACUAAAAGAAACAAAACAAGAUAAUCAAAUGUAAACAUUUAUUUCCUUUGAUUAUACUUUUCGCAGAAUAUCCUUAAGUCAGGUUUUACAAUUUUCACUUAAACUAAACCAUGUGGUUUUACAAUACCUUGAUGCACAUUCUGUCGGCGCACUGUGCGCUUCGUCUUUCUUCGCUACACGAUCUCACGACGAUUGCUUAACACUGGUAAAGAGGAACAAUAAAUUACU